CUUCCCUCCCUCCUCCCCGUCUCGGUUUCCGGGCGCAAAAUGCCGUGAGCGGCGCCCGGUCGGGCGGGCCUGUGGAGGGCGGUCGGUCGGUCGGUCGUUCGCUCGCUGGCUCGGUGAGGGAGAGAAAGAGAGAGGCAAGGCCCGGCCGAGAGGAAGGGGAGGGGGCGACCCGGCUCCGUCCCAUGCUCCGUCGGCGGCGGGCGGCCCUUUCCUCCCCCUGCCCCUUCAUGCGGGGGGGCCCGGGCCGGGGUCGCGCCGGAGAUGGCCAGGAAGACAGUUAGCAGGAAGAGGAGGGCGGCGGCCCCCGCGGCGGGGCCCGGAGGAGAGCAGUAUGGCUGGGACCACUCAGCUCACAAAAGGAAGCGGCUCCCCCCAGUUAAAAGGUCACUGGUAUGCUACCUGAAAGGAAGAGAGGUGCGGAUGCAGGAUGAGUCCAGCUACCACCGACUCCUGCACGGAUAUGCAGCCCAGCAACUGCCCAGUCUCCUGAAGGAAAGAGAGUUUCACCUUGGGACCCUCAAUAAAGUGUUUGCAUCUCAGUGGCUGAAUCACCGGCAAGUGGUGUGUGGGACAAAAUGCAACACAUUGUUUGUGGUCGAUGUCCAGACGGGUCAGAUUACCAAGAUUCCAAUUUUGAAGGACCGAGAACCAGACAUGGUGAACCAGCAGGGCUGCGGGAUUCACGCCAUUGAGCUGAACCCUUCCAGGACCCUCUUGGCUACGGGAGGUGACAACCCAAACAGCCUUGCGAUUUAUCGCCUGCCUACACUUGAUCCUGUCUGCGUGGGAGAUGACGGCCACAAAGAUUGGAUAUUUUCUAUUGCAUGGAUCAGUGACACCAUGGCUGUUUCUGGCUCCCGGGAUGGUUCAAUGGGGCUCUGGGAAGUGACGGAUGAAGUCCUAGCCAAGAGCGAUGCAAGACGCAACUUGUCUCGAGUUCCCGUCUAUGCUCACAUAACACACAGGGCUCUGAAGGACAUCCCCAAGGAGAAUACCAACCCGGACAACUGCAAGGUUCGGGCACUAGCUUUCAACAACAAGAACAAGGAGCUGGGAGCAGUGUCCCUGGAUGGAUAUUUCCACCUCUGGAAAGCAGAAUACACACUUUCAAAGCUGCUGUCAACGAAGCUACCGUACUGCAGGGAGAAUGUGUGUCUGGCCUAUGGUCAGGAGUGGUCUGUGUACGCUGUUGGAUCUCAGGCACAUGUCUCCUUUCUGGACCCAAGGCAGCCUUCCCACAAUGUCAAGUCUGUCUGUUCCAGGGAGCGAGGCAGUGGUAUUCGCUCUGUGAGCUUCUACGAACACAUUAUCACGGUGGGGACUGGGCAGGGUUCCUUGCUGUUCUACGACAUCCGAGCCCAGAGGUUCCUGGACGAGAAGCCGCCGCACAGUUGCUACGGAACAAAAUUAGGAGGAAGUGAAAUUCUCAAGUUGUCGACUGGCAAAGGUUGGCUGAAUCAUGAUGAAACCUGGCGGAAUUACUUUUCAGACAUCAGCUCCUUCCCAAACGCUGUUUACACCCACUGCUACGACUCGUCUGGCACGAAACUCUUUGUGGCAGGAGGUCCCCUUCCGUCUGGACUCCAUGGGAAUUAUGCUGGUCUCUGGAGCUAAGAACAAUUUCCAAACAAAGAUCUUUCGUGCAAAUUAUUUCCCCCUCUGCAUUUCUUUUUUAAAACACAAAGGAAUUGUGUGACGACUACACUGUUCUCUUCUGGUUUUGAUGCAACUUGGGGUCAACCUUUUCUUUUGUUUUCUUUUCGGAAGGGGCGCAGCAUCUUCCACCCGUCUCCCAACAGUUUUUGUACAUUUUUUGAACAGUUUUAGUUUUGGUUUAAUCUCCUUUGAUCUUUCUACAACGGGGUUUAUAAACCCCUCUUUUUAUUGCAUUUCUUAAAAAUGGCUGGGUCUUUGCCCUGAGCUUAGGCUAACCAAACUUACAUGCCCCCUUCUCCCCUUACUUUGCUGUGAGGUAGAAAUCCUCCAUUAGAUCGGCUGCUGCCAAGCUUUCUGUGAAAGCCCAGGGGCUGCGAGUGCGAGUGUGUGUGUGCGUUGGGGUGUAUGUACGUACGUGCUGGUACUUUGUCAGUCACAUUACCUGGAAUAAAAGCUUCUUGUAAUUAAAAGGAAAAAAAUUAAAAAGUAUUUAUAUAAUGAGAUACGUUACUACUUUAUCCACAGAGCCCAGCUUGCACCUGGCUUCACAUUAUUUUGAAAAGUACAAGUUUAAUGAUGCUGUACUGUGGUCCAACAUGUGACCUGUGGACUUGGCCUGUCUUGCCUUCUCUUUUCCCCUUUCCUCCCCCCACGGAUCCACAGGAAGGAUAUGAGUGUGUAGAUGGUUGCAGGGCGAAAUUCGUGGUCCAUGAGAGCUCUGUGAAGGGAGGUGGUGGAGGAAGAAAUGGCCAGUUUUCACAGUCCACCUGUGUUAGAUUUUUAGUUCUGCUGGGUGAAAUGUUUCUGAGACUGGCCCCAUAGAUCUGCCAAAUAACUACCCCAAAUGGCCUCCAGCGUUGAAAAUUGUGUGUGGCCCAGCUCAUUAAAGCCGCUGAAACGUCUUUUAGCACUGCAGGGAUAGUGACUAAAAACCUAAACCCUACAUAGCUCUGUUUAACAUGGAGUAGCGAUGACUGCCUUGUGUCGGGUUUAUUAGCAAGGCAAUCCAAGAUCCCACAACGAAGCAGCACGAGUCAUAGGCUGGUCUUCUGGACUUGCUGCGCACGAGCGGAGACUUUUUGCCCGUGCCUGGCCUUUGGGGCUUUCUCGAUGGAAGUCCCACAGGGACCCAUGUGGCUGUUCAGCCGCUGACCCCGGUGCAGCUGCACUCUGUAAUUCGUAACCCCUCUAAAUUGGACCAUCCAAGAAAAUGCACUUGCAACUCGGCGUUUGUUGCUAUGGCAAAAUGCUUGGUUUGCUUCCUCUCUGCCAAGACAAGAAACAACACUGCAAGACAAAAUUGGAGCUUAAAUUCCUUUUGCUUCUUCUCAGCUGGAGUUCAGUUUUCCUGCCCAGUUUGCCAAAGGAUGCUGUUGCUGCUGCUGUGCCACAAAGAAACUGCAGUUGUGGGGCUGGAAAUAAGUAGUGAGCUAAAGAAAUCCACGUCUUGGGCGAGACUGGCUGAUGCGUCCCUCUGUGUGAUUUAAUACUCUGGCCUGGCAUUCUUCCAAGCAGCUUCUGUUGGUUCUGGAUAAUGUUAGCCCCAUGUCUGCCCUGGGCAUGGUGCAGAGCUUUCUGCCUCUCCUAUUGUAGCGAAGGAGCAGGAGUAUUGGCCUUCGGCUGUGGUUGUCCAUUGUGUCUUCGGUUUCUUUGUUAUGGAGGCCUGUGUGGAACGCAGGCUCAUGCAGAAGAAGGAGCUGUGCUGCUCUGAGCAUUGAAAGAAGCCCUUUCUCUAGAUGGCAUAGUCUGAAAGUCAGCCUGGUUUUACCCCUGGGGUUGGGCAAAGAGAUGGAUGAAAUAUGCCUCUAAUUUCUAAUUCAUAUGAUGGGUUCUGGCUGUCAGAAGUCUGAGAUCUAAAGAGAGCCACUGCCGUGAUACUUUUUUGGCGAAGGGCAGCAGCUGGCACUGAGUUGCGGCUUUAUAAUACUGUGCAAGCUUAAAGGGUUCCUUCGAAAUGCAACUGUGCUCCUGGACUUUGGUCUGGAGCCUGAAGAAAGAAAGUAAGUUUCAUAGUAACAUUAGCUUCUCUCGUUCCACUUACAAUCUGAGAUUCUUUCCUACAAAAGGGGAAAGUCCUUAUUUCAUCUUCCAUCUUACGAUUGAGAAAAGCGGUGGCCGCAAGAAGAGCUUAUGCCUCCAGACAUUGAGGCUGCAUCAUGUAUUCCAGGGCAGCCAUUUUAACAGCGAUGUUUUUGAUCCGUUUUAUGGUUCUCUUUCGCAGGCUAUCUUGAAAACCUAGAUUAAUAGAAUUUAAGAAAAGCAAAAAACCACAGCGAGCCAGACACACGAUGUGGUGCUUCCUGUCAGCUCCAGCUCCUAGGUCUGCGUCCCUUUGUCAUAAACAUAGUCAUAAACAUGGUACAGUUUUACAUGUGUACAUGUAAACACUCUCUAUAGGCACAUGGCUGCAAGGGCCUUUUUCAUGCAUUUAUGAGAGUUCGUUGAAUAACUGCCCCCCUUCCCCGAAUAAAACAGUUCCCAAAAAAUCAUUUCCACUCUUAAGUGCCUGGACACACAGGAAACACUGAGGGCUGUUUCACAGAUCAUGUGUCGCAAAGAUGGGCCUGCUAAUGAAACAUGGUCAGUAGGGGGUCUUAGCCAGGGUUGGACCCCCAGCUAACAUCUAUACGAUAUACCAGUUUGCAAAGGGUCUGUGCCAUCUGUAUGGCAUGUUUUGAACUUUAUGCUUCCAACAUCUUAGACAUAGGGUUGGGUCCAGUGGUGGUGCUCAAUUGGUGGUAAAACAUCUAUCAGUGAAACGGAGUGAAGCAGGGUUUGGGUUUUUUUUGUAAUUCCCCUUUCUACCCUACAACCACGCUACCCCUAUUAAAUCUGCUGCACAGCAGUCAGGGCUCCUCUAGAGCAGAUUUAGGGGAGGCCCCGCCCCCUAAAUUCCACUGAUAGAUACCUGAGUAUCAGGUAAGCUACACUGUUAGAUACAUACCCUGGGGAAAUUGUGAAUCUGCUCGUAAGUCAAACCAAGUGGGGUGUUUCUGAGACAUAAUCCCAGCAGCUUUGGAGACCCUAGUGUCCCUCCCAGCCUUGCACGAAGAAUGCCGUUUCCUUCCAUUCCCUUGAGGUGAAAUGAAUGUCGUCAUCUGGGUGCUGGAUCUUAAACCUCGUUAAACUUGUACUUUUAAAAAUGGGCCUGUGCACCUGGUCAACUCUUGCUCAUAGCCUCCCACAGUCUCAGGGUUAUAUGUCACUACAAUUUUCAUCCAAAUGACAGCACACAGGACCAAUCAGAGGUUAACGUGCCUUUCUCCCACGGUACCUUGAUCUUUGCAAAGCUGCCUACGACAGGAUCUGCUGUUUGUCACAGUCUUUCAUCUGGAUAUUGUUUUGUCUUUUUUCUAAAAUAUACAUAUAUAUAUAUAAUGAUAAUGAAAUGUUCUAAGCUGCAACCAACCUGUUCAGUGAAUUGUAACUUUUUUAAUUUGAUGUUCAAGAGUGGUGUAUAAAAUCAAAUGUGUG
Messenger RNA from Podarcis muralis (Common wall lizard), 5130 nucleotides. RefSeq names its product DDB1 and CUL4 associated factor 12 (gene DCAF12). The record is from RefSeq and is a predicted model, not a curated record. Gene Ontology annotation, molecular function: protein binding. Lineage: Eukaryota; Metazoa; Chordata; Lepidosauria; Squamata; Lacertidae. Gene Ontology annotation, cellular component: Cul4-RING E3 ubiquitin ligase complex.